UCCAUGGUUCUGAAAAUGGAUCACAAGACUACUUUCGAGGGGCUUUAUUUCUUAUUUAUCUGUUUCAUUUAUUCCCAGCUCCAUCUGGUGCACUGGAACACCAAAUACCCAAGUUUUGGUGACGCUGCUAGCAAGCCUGAUGGGCUCGCUGUUGUUGGAGUAUUCCUGAAGAUUGGUGCUGCAAAUGCAAGUCUGCAGAAGAUUCUUGACGCCUUUGAUUCCAUCAAGACCAAGGGCAAGCAGACUUCUUUCUGUGGCUUUGACCCCUCUACCUUGCUCCCUGGUAGCCUAGACUACUGGACAUAUGAUGGCUCCCUGACCACACCUCCUCUGCUGGAGAGCGUCACCUGGAUUGUCUGCAAAGAGCCAAUCACUGUCAGCUGUGAGCAGAUGGCCAAAUUCCGCAGCCUGCUCUUCUCCGCUGAGGGUGAGCCCGAGUGCUGCAUGGUGGACAACUACCGCCCUCCCCAGCCUCUCAAGGGUCGCUCUGUCCGUGCUUCCUUCCAGUGAUGCCCCCUCCCCCUCUUUUAUGCCCUUUCUGCCCUGUUGCCCUCUCCCUUCCCCCUCCCUUUAGUCAGUUACCUCUCUUGCAGUGAGCCACAAUGCAAACAUAUCGCUCUCCGUCCAGUUUUUAAAAGAAAUGAAAUUCCUGUGGCGCAUUGUUUUUAAAUGCUGGGCAGUCUGUCAUAAUUUAUUCUUUAAGACACCUCACAAUGGCUGCGACACGUUUACUGGGACUUAGCAUUCAGUGCCAAUGUUUUUAGAGACAUUACACCGGUGUGCGGAGGUCUUCUUUGUGUCAACAAACACAACAAUAAUGAAAACUGAAGAUGAGUUAUGGAGCUCUUGAGUCGGCAGAAAGCACAAGCUUGUCGCAGUAGGUGGAGAGGGGGGGGGGGGGG
Molecule: messenger RNA, 902 nt
Organism: Epinephelus fuscoguttatus (brown-marbled grouper)
Lineage: Eukaryota; Metazoa; Chordata; Actinopteri; Perciformes; Serranidae
Product: carbonic anhydrase 1-like
Exons: 4
Coding region: 4-510 (168 amino acids)
Biological process (GO): carbon dioxide transport
Cellular component (GO): cytoplasm
Molecular function (GO): carbonate dehydratase activity; zinc ion binding
Source: RefSeq, a predicted model, not a curated record